CGCAAUUAAACAUGGCGGCCUGUCUGAAAUAAGUGGAGCUAUCCGGCUUUGCAACUAAAUGUUUGCGCGAGUGAAGAAUGUCACAGGAUGAGGCUGUGAUUUCCACAAAUGACGAUGCUACGGCCUGUAAGAGGUUUGCUGUUCAAUUAGGUUACUGGUCAGAUGGUUACAUUCAACACUUUGCCAAACUAGGAGAGAGAAAGACUCCAGAAAUAAACAGAGGUUACUAUGCUCGUGUUAAAGGUAUGCAUACUCUGCUGGACCAGUUUCUUGCUAAAACAGAAUGCAAUUGUCAGGUUGUUAAUCUUGGGGCAGGAUUCGAUUCCCUCUUUUGGCUUUUAAAGGAAGAAAGUUUAGCACCCAAGCUGUUUGUUGAAGUAGAUUUUGCAAGUGUGACUGGUAGAAAGUGCUACAAUAUAAGGAAUAGAAGAAAACUUCAGGAAGCAUUUUCUCCAGACGAUGGAUUAAAAAUUGAAGGGAGUGAAGCACAUUCUAAACACUACCAUCUCCUAGCUGUGGAUCUGAGAGAAGUUGAUACAUUAGAGAGAAAACUAAAAGAAAUAGGAAUCGAUAAAAGCCUUCCAACAGUUUUUAUCACAGAAUGUGUCCUGAUUUAUAUGGAACCCGAACAUUCAGCAGCCAUUAUUAAUUGGGCUGGAACCAAUUUUAAAAAUGCUGUAUUUAUAAACUAUGAACAAGUGAAUAUGCAGGACAGAUUUGGUCAAAUUAUGAUCCAGAAUCUUAGGGGUAGAAAUUGUGAGCUUCUGGGAGCAAAUGCCUGUCCUGACCUCGAAUCUCAUAAACAAAGAUUUCUGUCGAACAACUGGGAUGAAGCUGAAGUCCUAGACAUGAUGAGUAUUUACAACAGCUUGCCUAUUGACGACAGAGCAAGAAUAGAGAGAAUAGAAUUCCUUGAUGAAGUGGAUCUUUUACAUCAACUUCUCUCCCAUUACUGCAUAUCCUGGGCCGUGAAUGAUGCCUCACAACUUGGUUUGUCAAGCAUUUCUUUUGCGACUUAGGAUGUAAUUCUUGUGGAAUGCAUUUAUUUUUUUCUGAAAUGGACUUAAAGAACUUUUAAAGAUACUUGACAAUAAAGUGCAUUUUAAUAACACGCAAACUGAUGGACUUUAUCGUCGUCAGACUUGGAGGAGGCCUUCAGUGCAGGCGUCUGAUAAGGGCGACUUAACGUUAUAACUUCGCGAUCGUUUAGUCGACCGGUCAUGUUUGAUUUAGUGUUAGAAUGUACUGUAGAUGAGGGGGUCGCGAAAGGCCAAUUUUCUAUUGCCCCAAUUUUAGUGUGACACAACCAAAAAGAUCCGACAAACCCCAUUCCCCCUCCCCACUAAGAGUACAAAUGAGCCAUCCUCGUUGAAACAAAAAAAAUUGAAGCACAAUUAGAGCCAGAACCUGAGCCGAACCUCCAGCCUCCUAAACUGGGUACCACACAGAGAGAACUGAAGUUUACAAUAUUCACAGAGUUAAAUAUUCCUAAUAUAACGGCUAAACCUAAUCUCCUGUUCAGAGCAUUUCUUAACGAGACAAUACAAACUAUGACGCUAGUCUCAAUAUCUCAAGAACCCAAUUACCCUCUGUGCUAUUUCUUAUUUGUGCCCACAUGUAUCAAACAUAUGGCAAGCACGUGCACGGUCAAUGUUAUUGACCUCUCUUGGUGAACGCAAUUUUAAUAAUUGAAAACAAUUGUUUUACUGCAUGACGAAGAAAUAACAAGAACUUUUCUUCGCAACAAAAGUGUUCCCGCCUUCCGUAGUCAUUUUCUCCUCAAGCUCUUACAACGGGCAAGGGCGAACAUUCACUAUACGAGCUUAUCAGAAGCUAGACUACGAGCAGUCCCUCCUUUUUGGCAAAGUCCGUCGCGCGAAUUACUAAAAAAAUGUGACAAAAAAUUGAUGUUAGAUGAGAAUUGGAUGAGUCGAUGUUAAAAAUUGAUGAUCAAACUCGCGUGAUGGUCUUCGCCGAAAAGGAGGUACUACUCGUAAUGUGACGGGUAGCUGUCACCUAGUAUUUCUUUGUAAUGAGUAGACGAAACAUUAGAAACUUCUAAUAAAAGUUGCAGUCGUCAUAUCAAGGAAA
Molecule: messenger RNA, 2091 nt
Organism: Pocillopora damicornis (cauliflower coral)
Lineage: Eukaryota; Metazoa; Cnidaria; Anthozoa; Scleractinia; Pocilloporidae
Product: leucine carboxyl methyltransferase 1
Biological process (GO): C-terminal protein methylation
Cellular component (GO): cytosol
Molecular function (GO): protein C-terminal leucine carboxyl O-methyltransferase activity
Source: RefSeq, a predicted model, not a curated record